AUGACGGAGAAUACGACGGCCAUAGCGCACGAUCAUGACAAUCGUGGGCCGCAACUUCUCGGUGUGAACAUUGCCUUCGGCAUUGUGUCUGUAAUCACCGUUGUGCUGAGAAUAUAUACCCGUGUCUUUACCGUCAAGGCGUUGGGCCCUGAUGAUUGGUUUAUGGCUGUGGCGACUGUUGUUUGGAUUGCCUACUGUGUUUCAUCGAGCACUGGCGUAUACUAUGGCACUGGCCAACAUAUGUACAACCUUGAGCUGGAGAAUAUGGAGAAAGCCUUAUACUACUGGUGGCUGUGUUACCUUCUUUACAGUGUCAUCGUGAUUAACAUCAAAGCGUCCUUUGCAUGGUUUUUGCUUCGCAUUAUCACCAACCAGGUUCAUAAAUGGAUCAUUUAUGCAGCAACCUUAUUCUCGGUCAUCCCACGCAUUGCUUUCUUCUUCGUUGCGCUGUUCCAAUGCCAACCUGUGUCGUAUUUCUGGGAUAGGUCGCAACCUGGCAAAUGCAUCCCGAUCAACAUCAUCGUGUCUCUAGUAUACUUUGAUAGCGUGAUGACCAUCAUUACCGACUUUACCUUCACCAUCCUGCCUGCCUUCAUCAUCUGGAGCCUCAAGAUGAAGACGCGAGUCAAGGCUCUUCUUGUCUUCUUGAUCGCUAUGGGCUGCAUUGCAAGCGCUGCUGUAUGCGUACGAUUGGCUUAUACCCACACGCUCAAGAAUCCUGAUUUCUUAUGGGCGACCACCGACGUGGCUAUCUGGUCAACUAUCGAAAUGGGCUUGGCCAUCAGCGCCGCAAGUCUGGCAACAUUGCGACCGUUACUCAACCAGAUCUCAUGGAAACUGGGAUUUGGGUCCGAACAGAAGUCGUCACCGAGCCGCUUGUAUAAAUUACCAUCGAACCACAAGACCAAUGGCGGCAGCCACCUUGAUCGAAAUGUUUAUAUCUUGUCCGAGUUUUCACAAGGUAGAAGCUUAACCAAGAAGGGGAGCGAGGACUGGGAGCUGGGAACACAUACAGCGGCCUAUGCUGAGCCCAGCAAGAACUUGUCAACAGAAUCAACCAAAGAAAUUAACUUUGACAAUGAAAGCCAGGAGUAUUUGCACAAGGGUAUGUCUGCGAUUUGA
Messenger RNA from Trichoderma asperellum CBS 433.97, 1122 nucleotides. RefSeq lists its product as uncharacterized. The record is from RefSeq and is a predicted model, not a curated record. Lineage: Eukaryota; Fungi; Ascomycota; Sordariomycetes; Hypocreales; Hypocreaceae.